Molecule: messenger RNA, 1710 nt
Organism: Zalophus californianus (California sea lion)
Lineage: Eukaryota; Metazoa; Chordata; Mammalia; Carnivora; Otariidae
Gene: RAD51D
Product: RAD51 paralog D
Exons: 10
Coding region: 179-1165 (328 amino acids)
Biological process (GO): telomere maintenance; reciprocal meiotic recombination; DNA strand invasion
Cellular component (GO): centrosome; Rad51B-Rad51C-Rad51D-XRCC2 complex; replication fork
Molecular function (GO): ATP-dependent DNA damage sensor activity; ATP hydrolysis activity; four-way junction DNA binding
Source: RefSeq, a predicted model, not a curated record
GCGCGAGCGGCGGGGCCGCAGCGCAGCGCAGCGCAGGGACCCGGCGGCGGCCAUCCCCUCCGCGCCGCCGCCUGCGUCCCCUCCGGAAAGGGGCGCCGCCGGGCGUGAGCAGAGAGCCCGGCGGGUGCCCGCGGGGCAAGCAGCCCCGAGCCCGGCGCCCCCGCGGCCCCCAGGGAACAUGGGCGUGCUCAGGGCCGGGCUGUGCCCGGGCCUCACCCACGACACGGUCGGGCAACUGAGGAGCCGCGGGAUCAAGACAGUGGUGGACCUGGUUUCCGCAGACCUGGAGGACGUGGCCCAGAAAUGUGGCUUGUCUUACAAGGCCCUGGUCGCCCUGAGAAGGGUGCUGCUGGCCCAGUUCUCAGCCUUCCCCUGCAAUGGCGCUGAUCUCUACGAGGAACUAAAGACUUCCACUGCCAUCCUGUCCACUGGCAUCGGAAGCCUGGACAAACUGCUUGAUGCGGGUCUCUACACUGGAGAAGUGACUGAGAUUGUAGGAGGCCCAGGUAGCGGCAAAACCCAGGUAUGUCUUUGUGUGGCUGCAAAUGUGGCCUAUGGCCUACAGCAGAAUGUUGUGUACAUUGAUUCCAAUGGAGGACUGACAGCCUCCCGCAUCCUCCAGCUACUUCAGGCCAGAACUCCAGAUGAGGAGGAGCAGGCAGGAGCUCUCCAGAGGAUCCAGGUGGUGCGUGCGUUUGACAUCUUCCAGAUGUUGGACGUGCUACAGGACUUCCGGGGUGCCAUGUCCCAGCAGGUGAGCAGUGCCUCCGUGACGGUGAAGGUGGUGGUUGUGGACUCGGUCACUGCGGUGGUCUCCCCACUUCUGGGAGGUCAGCAGAGGGAAGGCUUGGCCUUGAUGAUGCAGCUGGCCCGAGAGCUGAAGACCCUGGCCCGGGACCUUGGCAUGGCGGUGGUGGUAACCAACCACAUGACCCGAGACAGAGACAGUGGAGAGCUGAGACCUGCCCUUGGACGCUCCUGGAGCUUUGUACCCAGCACCCGGAUUCUCCUGGACAUUGACGAAGGAGCAGGAGCAUCGGGCAGUCAGCGCAGGGCAUGUCUGACCAAAUCUCCCCGUCUGCCAACAGGUUUCCAGGAGAUGGUAGACCUUGGGACCUGGGCGCCUCCAGAGCAGAGCCCAGCAUCCCAGGGAGAUCAGAUAUGACUGUGCUGUUGAUUGGGAAGGGGGGGCAUCAAGCGCCCCACCUCUCUGCACACUAGCAGCUGCUGGUCACUGCCACCCGGUACUUGGGACUGCAGUAGAAGCUCUUGGGCGGGCAGAAGAGACAUCUCUGUUUCCUCAGCUUCUGUUUCUGUGGAAACAGAGCUACAGGCAAGAGAGGAUUUGGUGGUGGAAGGACCCAGAAACUCAUGCUGGUGCCAAGUUUUCUUCCUUGUUUCUAUCAUAUAUGUUUCCCUGCGAGCAGAGUUCACCCUGGCCUCCGGCCUCUCUGAAGAGGCCUGCUAGUGACCGGACAGAACCCUGUGUGUCACCAUCUUACCCACGCUCCAUCCUCACACAGUGACGGAGCCCGGAAGCCUCUGCUUCUCUCUCUCUUUUUUAUUUUGCCUCUGUUUUUCCAUCUGUAAGAUGGAGCUCCCUUUCCCCUAGCUUUGUCUUUGAGUUACUGGGUGGAAGCAACCUUGUAAAUGCAAAGCCCUUCUUUAUCCAUGUCAUGCUCUUAAAAAUACAAACGGGAAAUUCCUUGA